GAGGAGUAGUCCUGGAUUUGAGCCUACAGCGGCUAGAGUAAACGCUAACCGGGGGCUGCACUAACUGUAGCCGCUUUUACUCAAGGCUGGCAAGCAUUUUCUCCAACUUGAGGUAGUUGUAGCAGCUGCAGCGAUGUUUUAUGCUACCUUAUUUCUGAACAAGCGUGGGCCACUGGCAAAGAUUUGGCUAGCUGCCCAUUGGGACAAAAAGCUUACAAAAGCCCAUGUGUUUGAGUGCAACCUGGAGACUACUGUGGAAAACAUUAUUUCACCUAAGGUUAAAAUAGCACUGAGAACUUCAGGACACCUGCUUUUAGGAGUAGUGAGGAUUUACCAUCGGAAGGCAAAGUACCUCUUAGCUGACUGCAAUGAGGCAUUCACAAAAAUCAAGAUAGCCUUUCGUCCUGAUAUUGUGGAUCUUGCUGAAGAAAACCUUGAAGCCACCUACAAUGCCAUAACAUUGCCAGAGGAGUUCCAUGAAUUUUCCAAUCAGCUCCCUGAUGUGGAUGCUAUUGAUGUUGCAGAACACUUUACAUUAAACCAGAGCACAGCUGAGGCGAUCACCCUUAGAGAAAAUCUACACAGUAUUCUUCAGUGUAAUGGCUUUGGUGAUGAUUAUGGAACAUUAAGUAAUAAUGGAAUAUUGGAUGACAAUCUGAUGAGCACCAGUGAAUCUAUACUUGCUGAAACUCCGGAAAAUAAUAAUUCCAAUGCUGUGAAAGACACGUUUACAUUAAACGGAGAUAAAAAUAACUUUCAAAAUGAUGGAUUUGGAGAUGAAGGAGCCACUUAUAUGUUGGAGGAGUUUCUCAGUGGCGAAGCUGAAAAUGCCUUUAUGGAUUUUUCAGAUACUAACGGAUGCAUGGCGAACGAUUUAUGGAAUAAAAACCUACCAACUUGUAAGUCUGGUAAGUCACAUGUUCCUGAUACUUUACUUCAAGAAGAUAGAACUGAAUGUGACCAAGCAACUCUGCUGCUCAAUGAAGAGGAGGGCUUUGCCUUGCAGCCAGUCGAUACAACUGUUUCUUCAGAAAGGAAACGGAAUAAAAGGAGGAGAAAGCUUACUGUGGAUUGUGUUAAGGAGCUUGAUAGUAAAACCAUUCGAGAACAGAUUGAGGACUUCUCUGACAUAAUUACGACAAUAGAUCUGGCUCCACCUACUAAGAAACUGAUGAUAUGGAAGGAGACAGGUGGAGUUGAAAGGCUCAACUCUCACCCUGCCCAGACCUUAAUAAAUUACAGAUUAUUAAAGUUGUUCAGCCAUUGCCUUAGAAAAAAUCUGUGGAGAGAGCAAAGUGAUCACAGUGACAAUGUAGAAAAAAGAUCCGAGAUUGAAGAAAUGAGAAGUGAGGAGCACAAUGUAAUUGAUUUGCCUACUAUGGAAGAGCCUUAUAAUCUACAAGAUUCUGUAGUAAUUGAAUCCAGAAGGAGCAGCAUUGAUCAUGAACAGGAAAUAAGUAAAGAGCAUGACUUUCCAUCUGAAAAUGAGAUCAUUGGAUCUGAAAAAUUGGAUGUUGAUUUAAUACCAAUGGAACUUCUUGAAGAUUCAUUAGUUGUUCAACUUCCUACUGGAGAAGAAAGAGACAGUCAGCAAAAUGAAGUUACAGAGAAUCAAAAUAGAACAGGAAAUCAAGAUUAUGAUGAGAUGCAUUGCAACAAAAGAUCACAACAUCUUUGGCGUAGCCUACAGCGGAUCCAUGACACAACAGGUGCAAAGUUUUUCAGCUUGCUGGAGCUGUGCAGAGAUCACAAUCGCAAACAGGCUGCUGCCAAAUUCUAUAGUUUCCUCAUGCUCAAGAAACAGUUGGUGCUUGAACUCACCCAAAGAGAAUCUUAUAGUGACAUUAUUGCAACCCCAGGAACGAGAUUUUAUCUCUGA
Molecule: messenger RNA, 1879 nt
Organism: Stegostoma tigrinum
Lineage: Eukaryota; Metazoa; Chordata; Chondrichthyes; Orectolobiformes; Stegostomatidae
Product: double-strand-break repair protein rad21 homolog
Exons: 14
Coding region: 134-1879 (581 amino acids)
Biological process (GO): mitotic sister chromatid cohesion; replication-born double-strand break repair via sister chromatid exchange; synaptonemal complex assembly
Cellular component (GO): cohesin complex; synaptonemal complex
Molecular function (GO): chromatin binding; protein binding
Source: RefSeq, a predicted model, not a curated record